Loxodonta africana (African savanna elephant) is the source of this 1186-nucleotide messenger RNA. It is a transcript of the gene NTHL1, whose product is annotated as nth like DNA glycosylase 1. Gene Ontology annotation, cellular component: nucleus. The record is from RefSeq and is a predicted model, not a curated record. Bases 16 to 1074 code for a protein of 352 amino acids. Gene Ontology annotation, biological process: nucleotide-excision repair; base-excision repair; base-excision repair, AP site formation. The transcript is spliced from 6 exons. Gene Ontology annotation, molecular function: DNA binding; DNA-(apurinic or apyrimidinic site) endonuclease activity; oxidized pyrimidine nucleobase lesion DNA N-glycosylase activity. Lineage: Eukaryota; Metazoa; Chordata; Mammalia; Proboscidea; Elephantidae.
GCACUUCCGGUAACAAUGCUGCGCCGAGGGCAGCCGCAGUCCUUGCUGAGAGUCGUAGUUACGAACACCCCUCUGGAGAAAAGGCUGGGCGCGUGCUGGGUCACGUGGCAGGCCGCGGGGGCCGCCGGGAUGUGUAGUCCGCAGGAGGCCGACAUGAAGGCGGUGGACUUGAGGAUGGUGACCCGCAGGCCCCGCUGCGUUCAGGGCGCCGGGCCGCGCGGCGACAAGGAGGAGGCCACGCCGCUCCGGAAGGGAGAGGCGGCUGCAGAAGGAAGUCAAAGCCACCGUCCCAUGAAGCGCCAGCGAAAGGCACAGAGACUGUGUGUGGCCUACGAGGCUGCGGAUGGGAAUGGUGAGGAAGGCAAGGAGGCCGAUCCACUCCAGGCACAGUGCUGGGAGCCUCAGGAUUGGCGGCAGCAGCUGGCGAACAUCCGAACCAUGAGGAGCAGGAGGGACGCGCCUGUGGACCAGCUGGGUGCUGAACACUGUUAUGACCCCAGCGCACCCCCAAAGGUGCAGAGGUACCAAGUGCUGGUCUCGCUGAUGCUAUCCAGCCAGACCAAGGACCAAGUGACAGCAGGAGCCAUGCAGCGGCUACGGGUGUGGGGCCUGACGGUGGACAGCAUCCUGCGGACAGACGACAGCAUGCUGGGCACACUCAUCCACCCCGUAGGCUUCUGGAGGAGCAAGGUGAAGUUCAUCAAGCAGACUAGUGCCAUUCUGCAGCAGCGCUAUGGCGGAGACAUCCCCUCUUCUGUGGCAGAGCUGGUGGCCCUGCCAGGUGUUGGGCCCAAAAUGGCACACUUGGCUAUGGCCACGGCCUGGGGCACUGUGUCAGGCAUUGCUGUGGACACACACGUACAUAGAAUUGCCAACCGGCUCAGGUGGACCAAGAAGCAGACAAAGGCCCCGGAGCAGACCCGCGCCGCCCUGGAGGAGUGGCUGCCCAGGGAGCUAUGGGGCGAGAUCAACACACUGCUGGUGGGCUUCGGCCAGCAGAUCUGCCUGCCCCUCCACCCACGCUGCCAGAACUGCCUCAAUCAGGUGCUGUGCCCUGCUGCCCGGGGCCUCUGAAGUGCGGGGGACUUGGCCAGGUGGGCGGGAAUGCCACCUCUGGCCAUGUGUGUGUGUUACAUGCCUUUGCUUGAGAGCAGGAGUCUGUUUAAUAAAGUCUUGGAGUAUUUGC